Vanessa tameamea is the source of this 2154-nucleotide messenger RNA. RefSeq lists its product as uncharacterized. NCBI's taxonomy places the organism in Eukaryota, Metazoa, Arthropoda, Insecta, Lepidoptera, Nymphalidae. Gene Ontology annotation, molecular function: protein binding. The record is from RefSeq and is a predicted model, not a curated record. Bases 78 to 2081 code for a protein of 667 amino acids. The transcript has 10 exons.
ACGAAACGCAUUUUUCUCAAACAAAAAUGGCGUAGUUUGUUGAAUGUCAGUGUUGUGAAAAUGUAAAAUAAAUAAAAAUGUUUAGACUCGUAAAAAGUGUUUUUAUACGCCUAACUAUUGUUCUCCUUAUCAUAGAAACAUGCUCAAGCGAUCCACAGCCACCAUUCUUAGCCCUCUACAGCCCCGGGGACACAGAGUAUAUAGAUAUUAUUGUACGGCAGGAACAUGAUAAUUUGACUCUGGUAUGCGAGGUGCGGGGGGACACCACGCCGAGGGUCUACGUGUGGAACUAUGUGAAUGACAAUGGGACGGAUAGAGGCAGACCUUUCAGCAUAGAGCCGGCUGGGGGUGCGUCGGUGAGCAGUAAACUAGAACGAACCAAUCUCCAGCUAUCGGACAGCGGUCACUACAUGUGCUCUGCGCCUCCUUUCAGCAGCACCCUGUAUAUCUUGGUACAGCCUAGAGGGCCGGCGUACUGCGCGCGCGGGGCGUUCUGGUGCGGGCCGCGCUGCGUGCUGCCGGCCUACGUGUGCGACGGCUGGCGCGACUGCCCGCAGGCCGAGGACGAGGCGCCGCCCUUCUGUCCGCCGCAGCCCUGCAGCCGUAACGACAAGCUGAACUGUUCGUCGGGUCGCUGCAUCUCGGAGUCGGCGUGUUGCCGGGCGGGCUCCGCCCUGUGCCGCGAGCCCGCGUGCUGCGCCGAGCAUCGCUACUCCACGCUGGCGGGUUACGUGGAAGUCGAGUUUCCGCCGCUGUUCGAAGACAGACACGCGCCGGACGAUUACGGGUUCAUUCAGUCGACUAUAUACACGGUCACCGCGUGCGCGCUGAUCUUCAUGAUCGCGGUGGUGCUGCUGGUGUCGGCGCUCUGCAAGAUGCACAUGAAGCGCGCCGCGCUGCGCGGGUACGCCGCCGCGCACCGCGACACCGCGCACCACUACGCCGCACGCUACCCUCCCCGCUACGAAGCAGCCACGGCUCGAUUGCUCGAGCCCGGGGCUUCAGCCAGCCCUGUUCGGAGUCCGCAAGUCGCGUCCGAAGCAGGCAGUCCAACUUCACCGCAGUCACCGAUCGAGGCCACCGAUGACCCAGCGUGCAAUGGGGGCUUCGGACUCGCUCGGCUCUCUGCAAUAUUCUGCUCUAGGUACAGACAGGUACCCACCCAAUGCUGCGACGUUGAAAUGACAAACGUCAGAUCAGCUUCGCUGACCAACUCGCCCACGAACCGAACCCGCACCCUCGACUACCGCUCCCCGACCUACUGCGACACCGACAUGUACUUCACCAAUCCGGACCUGACGGCGCGCGAGUUGAACUACAUGGCGACUCCGAUAGAAUUCCUCAGGCGACGGACGUUCAGACGGAACACGAUCGACAGGGUCAUGGACCAGCUGUCCGUUCAGCGACCCCUGACGUUACAGCUAGGUAGGUUCCAGCUCAGCAUACCUAGGUUCGGGAGACGGGCCGAGGAGCCUAGACCGGACACGCCGAACGUGGCCGAAAUAAACAUAGACGACCUGGAGUUCGUUAGACUUCACUCGCGCGAAACGUACACGCUAAACGGCAGAACGAUAAGGUUGCUCGGGGCUAACUUCGAGAACUACCCGGUCAUGGACAGUUCGCGGCCCCCCCCGUACAAUGAGGCGAUGCGAUACAAGUACGGUCCCCCCCCCGAGUAUUUGAGCAGGGAGGGGAUUAACGGACAAGGUCAAAGUGACUGCACAGAGAACGAAGCAAGGAGCAACGUCGAAAUGCCCCCCUGCUACGAGGACCUCGCAUCCGGUAUCGACUCGAACGCGAAUGUCGAUAACUUGACGGUUGAUGUUAUCGAUAUUUCGGAUAAUUCGAAUAAUAAUAUAACCUCCGUUGAUACAGUUGGUAAUACGAAUCUUGACAAUAAUUUCAAUUCGGACAACGAUAAUAACAUGUUCGUCGACACGGUUAAUUCUGUUAGUACCGUUAACUCGUCUAAUUUAAUCAACGAUAGUUCGGUACCUGAGACGAUAAGUUCCGUUAUCGAUAACUUGCCAGCUAUAGAUAGUGACGUGAACGCGAACGAUAGUUACAACGAUAUUGCGUAACGUCCCUGAGUGAUUUUAUUUUUUAAGUGUUAUAUAUUAUUUGUUAUGUGUUAUUAUAAAUGUAUUAUAAUGA